AUGAAACCAAUUAUUGAUCUUGAAGUUGAGGCCUCCUCAGAAGACGUUUCCGAAGUUAGCAGCCAAGUAGCUUCCAACUUAUCAAACCAAGAAGCUUCUGCAGGUCCCUCCAAUGACAGCCUCACUAACUCUUCUUAUCUCACAAAUGCCACAGCAACACAAUCCGGUUCAGACAUGGUUUCCCUUGACUUAACUCUUUGCUUCAAUAAUGAUGAGCUAGGAGGAAGGGACUCAAUGGGACUCUCAUUGUCAAGCACAAGUGAGAGUAGCAACGAACCUGCAUCGCGCACUACAGCCGAAGCAAUACCACGGGUUUUUUCAUGCAAUUACUGUCAGCGUAAAUUCUUCAGCUCUCAGGCACUUGGUGGACACCAAAAUGCUCACAAGAGAGAAAGAACAUUAGCAAAGCGUGCAAUAAGAAUGGGUAUUUUCUCGGAAAGGUAUGCCAGCCUAUCAUCGUUGCCUCUACAUGGAUCCUCGUUUCGAUCCCUAGGAAUCAAGGCACAUUCUUCUGUGCACCAAAACUAUGCAUCAUCAGUAAAGUCACCAGAAAUAAGAAGCAGUGCAAGAUUUGAUCAAGGUUAUGCAGGUCUGCCAAUAUUCAUGGAUGAUGACGAGGCAGAGUUGCUAUGGCCUGGUAGUUUUCGACAGGUAGCUGUGGCGGACGAUGCUCACCAAAGUUUUGUACUCACAGGAAGUUCAACUAUGAAUUUUUUUGGGGCAACACCACCGGUGGACUUAGACGAUUCUGCGCCAGAUCUCACACUAAAACUUUGA
Dovyalis caffra is the source of this 777-nucleotide messenger RNA. The record is from the annotation of a GenBank genome assembly. NCBI's taxonomy places the organism in Eukaryota, Viridiplantae, Streptophyta, Magnoliopsida, Malpighiales, Salicaceae.